Messenger RNA from Cladocopium goreaui, 681 nucleotides. Lineage: Eukaryota; Dinophyceae; Suessiales; Symbiodiniaceae. The record is from the annotation of a GenBank genome assembly.
AUGAGGUUGAAGCUCCCUACCGCGACACAGUUCUACAAAAACUGGCAACGAAUUCAUCAGCCCGAAAGGGCGGUCCCAAUUAGCAGGGACUUGAUGCUGGCAAUGGCCGGCCUUUGCAUUACCCAGGAGCUUCACCUGAUUCCCCAUCGGGAUCAGCGACGAACCGCUGCCAUUGUCCCCUUUGCCAAGACCCCCAAUGGCAAUCCACAGGUUGUUACCUGCUCUGACCCACGUGUGUGGUGCCUAGCAGUGGCAGUGCGCGAGGCUUUUGAGCCUACGCAACUUUUGUGGCCAUCCACCCCGGGGCAAUUUCGUCGUUUUUGGGGUGCUUUAUUGGAGGUCCUCGACUUCACUGCCCAAGACUACGUCCCUUACAGCAUACGACGGGGUGGUGCCACUUGGUACUUUUUGGAAACGUCCUCCAUGGACGCUACCCUGCAACGUGGCAGGUGGAACUGCAAUCGUACAGCGAGGCAGUACAUCGAUCAAGGAACUCUGGCAAUGGCCAAAUUCCUGUGGACCGCGACACAAUGUCGCCGUGUCAAACAAUGGGCCCUCAAGGGAGCCACUCAACUCAAGCGUCUUCGCCAGGAAAAAACGCUGGGACAUGGGAGGUUGCUCAAGAAGGCUCGCGCUGAGGCUGUGCAGACGAUUCCUACGGGCCAGGCGGGCUCAGCGUGA